Molecule: messenger RNA, 538 nt
Organism: Misgurnus anguillicaudatus (oriental weatherfish)
Lineage: Eukaryota; Metazoa; Chordata; Actinopteri; Cypriniformes; Cobitidae
Product: histone H2B-like
Cellular component (GO): nucleosome
Molecular function (GO): DNA binding; protein heterodimerization activity; structural constituent of chromatin
Source: RefSeq, a predicted model, not a curated record
UGAAGACACCCAAUCAGCACCGUGAGCCUGUAGCCUUUGAAAAUUAGCAUAGACAGAGAAUAAAUACUUCUUCACCAGCGCAGAUCGUUACAUACUCUGUUGUUCCGUCUUGAAGAAUCAUGCCUGAGCCAGCGAAGUCCGCGCCUAAGAAGGGGUCCAAGAAGGCCGUUGCUAAAACCGCAGGAAAGGGCGGUAAGAAACGCAAGAGGUCCAGGAAGGAGAGCUAUGCUAUCUAUGUCUACAAGGUCUUGAAGCAGGUUCAUCCUGACACCGGGAUUUCCUCUAAGGCCAUGGGGAUCAUGAACUCUUUCGUCAAUGAUAUUUUCGAGCGUAUCGCCGGUGAGUCCUCUCGUCUCGCUCACUACAACAAGCGUUCCACCAUCACAUCGAGAGAGAUCCAGACCGCCGUGCGUCUGCUGCUGCCCGGUGAACUCGCCAAACACGCCGUGUCUGAGGGAACAAAAGCCGUCACCAAGUACACCAGCUCCAAAUAAAGCUUCCAGCUUUUCAACACCCAAAGGCUCUUUUAAGAGCCACC